AUGGAAACACCUUCAAGUAAGACAUCACACCCAGCUUUAGAAAACCUCAAGUCUUUGAAAACGUCAGAAUUCAACAUUGCUAUAACGGGUAAUUCUGGGGUAGGCAAAUCGUCUCUCAUAAACAGUUUAAGAGGUUUAAAAGCAAAUAGCGAAGAAGCGGCUGCAGUUGGUGUUGAUGAAACGACUACGAUGCCAAUGAAAUAUAUACAUCCUUAUAAUGAAAACAUUGUUUUGUGGGAUUUGCCAGGAAUGGGUACACAAAGAUUUCCUAAAAGUACUUAUUUAAAAGACGUUGGGUUCUACAAGUUUGACUUUUUUCUUAUCAUUACAGCUACCAGAUUCACAGAAAAUGAUUUGUGGUUAGCUAAUGAAGUUAAACGGCUCGGGAAAAAAUUCUAUUUUAUACGUACAAAAAUGGAUCUCGAUGUAGAAAAUGACAAAUUUGACAAUCCUGAAAUUUGUAAAGCAGUCACUGUUAGUAAAGUACGAACAGCGAUGGCAACACAUGUUGCAAAUGCAGGUUUUGAAUUCAUAAAAGUGUUUCUGAUAGACAACCACUUUCCACAAGCUUAUGAUUUCCCUUUGCUCAUCGAUGCAAUAUUGUGUCCUUUCUUUUUUGAUCAUACACAAUUACGCUAA
Molecule: messenger RNA, 639 nt
Organism: Ruditapes philippinarum (Manila clam)
Lineage: Eukaryota; Metazoa; Mollusca; Bivalvia; Venerida; Veneridae
Product: interferon-inducible GTPase 1-like
Exons: 1
Coding region: 1-639 (212 amino acids)
Cellular component (GO): membrane
Molecular function (GO): GTP binding
Source: RefSeq, a predicted model, not a curated record